GGCGGCGGCGGCGGCGGCGGCGGCGGCGGCGGCGACGAUGACUUCUUCCUGGUGCUGCUGGACCCGGUGGGUGGCGACGUGGAGACAGCCGGCUCUGGCCAGGCCUUAGGGCCCGUAUGGAGGGAGGAGGCUGAGUCGAGCCCAGAGCUCCAGGGGGGUGAGAGCGGCGCAAACCCCGCGGGCCUCCCUGCGCUGGGCCCCCGUUGCUUGUCAGUGGCCCCCGCCCGGGCCCCGAUUCCCGCCCCAGGUCUGGGCCCAGCUGCGGCCUUCGCGGGCACCGUCACCAUCCACAACCAGGACCUGCUGUUGCGUUUGGAGAACGGCGUCCUCACCCUAGCCACGCCCCCACCGCCAGCCUGGGAGCCGGGAGUGGCGCCCGCCCCGCAGCCUGGGGGUCUGGUCGCUCCGCAAGCUGGGGCUCCGCACGCUGCGCAGCCGGGCGACUGUCCGGACGCGCCGCCCGACGUCCUGUUGGCAGAGCCGGCCGAACCGGUGCCCGCACCGGCGCCUGAAGAGGAGGCAGAGGGCCGGGCCGCCGCUGAGAGUCCCAGAGGGCCGCUGGGCCAGGGCCCCGGUGUGGUGCUGUACCUGUGUCCGGAGGCGCAAUGCGGACAAACGUUCGCCAAGAAGCACCAGCUGAAGGUGCACCUGCUGACUCACAGCAGUAGCCAGGGUCAGCGGCCCUUCAAGUGUCCCCUGAGCGGCUGCGGCUGGACCUUCACCACCUCUUACAAGCUUAAGAGACACUUGCAGUCGCACGACAAACUGCGGCCAUUCGGCUGCCCUGCCGAGGGCUGUGGCAAGAGCUUCACCACCGUGUACAACCUCAAGGCCCACAUGAAGGGCCAUGAGCAGGAGAACUCAUUCAAGUGCGAGGUGUGCGAGGAGAGUUUCGCCACGCAGGCCAAGCUCAGCGCCCAUCAGCGCAGCCACUUUGAGCCUGAGAGGCCCUACCAGUGCGCGUUUUCGGGCUGCAAGAAGACAUUUAUCACGGUGAGUGCCCUGUUUUCCCAUAACCGCGCCCACUUCAGGGAACAGGAACUCUUCUCCUGCUCCUUUCCUGGCUGCAGCAAACAGUACGACAAAGCUUGUCGACUGAAAAUUCACCUGAGGAGCCACACGGGCGAGAGACCUUUCCUUUGUGACUUUGAUGGCUGUGGGUGGAACUUCACCAGCAUGUCUAAACUCUUAAGGCAUAAAAGGAAACAUGACGAUGACCGGAGAUUCAUGUGUCCUGUGGAAGGCUGUGGGAAAUCUUUCACAAGGGCCGAACAUCUGAAAGGCCACAGUAUAACCCACCUGGGUACAAAGCCUUUUGUGUGCCCAGUGGAAGGCUGCUGUGCCAGGUUCUCUGCUCGAAGCAGUCUCUACAUUCACUCCAAGAAACACUUGCAGACUGUGGACACUUGGAAGAGCCGUUGCCCAGUCUCCACUUGUAAUAAACUAUUCACAUCCAAGCACAGCAUGAAGACACACAUGGCCAAGAGGCACAACCUGGGCCAGGAGCUCUUAGCUCAGCUGGAAGCUGCCAAUUCUCUUACGCCCAGCAGUGAACUUACCAGCCAGGGACAGAGGGAUCUCAGUGAUGCAGAGCUAGUGUCUCUCUUCUCUGAUGUGCCUAGCAGUAGCUCUGCUGCAGUGCUGGACACCGCAUUGGUGAACGCUGGGAUCUUGACUAUUGAUGUGGCUUCUGUGAGCUCAACUCUGGCAGGGAACCUCCCUGCUAACAACAACAACAACAACAACAACAACAACAAUGCCUUAGGGCAGGCUGUGGACCCGCGGUCCUUGAUGGCCACCAGUGACCUUCCUCAAAGUCUGGAUACCUCCCUCUUUUUCGGAUCGACGGCUGCGGGUUUUCAGCAGAGCCCCUUAGAAGGGGAUGAUGUCUCCAGUCUAAGUGCAGGGCCAUUGGGGUCUCUGGGCCCUUUGACUAUGAAAAAGUCCAGUCAAGAGCCCCAAACUUUGACACCCAGCAGUAAGCUAACGGGGGACACAGAUGCUCUGACUCCUUCAAGCACUCUUUGUGAAAACAGUGUCUCAGAACUACUGACACCAACCAAAGUGGAAUGGAACGUAGUACAUCCUGACUCUGACUUCUUUGGACAGGAGCAAGAAACCCAGUUUGGAUUCUCCAAUCCCGCAGGGAACCAUGGUUCUCAGAAAGAAACAGAUCUUAUCACAGUGACUGGCAGCUCAUUUUUGGUAUGAACUAACUAUUCAUUUCUCACCACUUUUAUUAAUUAUGCUCGGUUUUAAGGAUAUUCUGGACUGAUUGUUUAAAAUGCAGUCAUUUCUCAUAGGUUUGACAAAGAACAGAGCCCUGGGCUACGAGUUUGGAGAUUUCGAUUCUGACCUUGAGUCUGGAACUGUCAAGUGGGGUGACCCUGAGCAGGUCACUUAACCUAUCUGAGCCUUAAUUUCUUUAUUUAUAAAAUAAGGUGUUUCUAAUAUUUUUUCAUCUCUGUACUUUCAUGAUGUUGUGCUCUUUCUGGGCAAACCUAGGACAGUUUACGGUGACUAACUAUUGCAUGUGCUUCUAAUGUAAUGAAAAGUGCAUUGAGAGUUAAUGGUCAGAGAAUGUGAAACUGGUGUUUGACUUUAAAAACUUAAUGAAAAUUAUACAAAAUGCCAAAAGAUUUCUGGAAUCUAGUCGCGGAGCUUGAAAAAACAAGCUACGACUACAGGGUUGGUUCCUUUUAUCUCUUUAUCUUUCUGUCCUCUACUUUGAUGGAAGGCUGUGUUGUAGAAAGUGCCAAGGCUUUUAGAUGACACAGAACCACAGUUAAAUAUUGUUUUUUGGUGUUGAAUAAGUGGCCUUACAUAAGUGAUUUAGUCUCGCUAAGCCUGAGUUCCCUAGCUGUAAAACAGUCAUUGUAAGGCCCUCCCUGGUGGCGCAACAGGUUAAAGCGCAGCACUGCAGGCUAGCCUCAGCCACUUGACUGGGAGUUUGAUGCCCAGCCCUGGAGGUGACCCGCACGGCACGGCACGGCACGGCAGUGGUGCGGCAGACCUCUCCUGACCCGUCCGCUGCUCCCCUCUGCGGUGUAU
This is a messenger RNA of Condylura cristata (star-nosed mole), 3051 nucleotides long. RefSeq names its product zinc finger X-linked protein ZXDB. The transcript has a single exon. Gene Ontology annotation, biological process: regulation of transcription by RNA polymerase II. Gene Ontology annotation, molecular function: transcription coregulator activity. Gene Ontology annotation, cellular component: nucleus. NCBI's taxonomy places the organism in Eukaryota, Metazoa, Chordata, Mammalia, Eulipotyphla, Talpidae. The record is from RefSeq and is a predicted model, not a curated record. The annotation marks the transcript as partial.